This is a messenger RNA of Centropristis striata (black sea bass), 1393 nucleotides long. RefSeq names its product ring finger protein 115b (gene rnf115b). The record is from RefSeq and is a predicted model, not a curated record. Bases 386 to 1273 code for a protein of 295 amino acids. Gene Ontology annotation, biological process: protein ubiquitination. Gene Ontology annotation, molecular function: ubiquitin protein ligase activity. Lineage: Eukaryota; Metazoa; Chordata; Actinopteri; Perciformes; Serranidae. The transcript is spliced from 10 exons. Gene Ontology annotation, cellular component: cytoplasm.
UGAAACUAGUAAUCCUGGCAGAUGAUAAACGAUUAAAUACAUUUUUUAAAGCAUAUUUAUGUGUUUGAAUCAUAGACUGUAUAUAAAUAUUUGAAUCUGAAUUUGAAUUUGAAUUUGAAUCCCCAUUUAACAUUUUUUAUUCUCUGGCGACACCCAACACCGUCUGAGGAAACUGCAACUGUGAUCCAACUUGUUGCAUUCUGAGCUGUUUGCUUCUUUUAAGCAACUUUGCAGAAGCAGUGCGCGGAGCGAGUCCGACCCAUGAACCAGCUGCCUGUAUUGAGACAUAUCUCAGCACCCCACCAUACCCUCCGGGACUGCUCCGACAGUCUGGGACUUUUAUGGACUGCCACAGCAACGUCAGGCACUGCGCGUCACCGUGAAGAUGGCGGAGGCUGCGGACACACCACAACACCGGUUUUUCUGUCACUGCUGUAAAUGUGAAACAAACCCCAAACUCCCGGAUUUCAUCUGCUCCAGAUGUGAUUCUGACUUCAUUGAAGAGGUGACAGAAGACUCCAGUCUUCUGCAGAACAGCACAUCAGCAGCCAGCGACAAUUCCGACUCGUUGUUCUCAGAGUUAUGGCAGCUGCUGUUUAUGGAGCGCUCUGCUCUGCUGUCGCAUCCGCCCUCAUCAGAGUCCGACCCGGAUGACAGCGAGCAGGUAUCUGCAGGUCAGAGCCUUCCAUCUCCAGUGUCUCCAGGAGCUGUCGAGGCCCGAGAACCAGAGCCUCCUUCCCAGCCUGAACAAGAGACGACAUCCAGGCCUGAACAAAGGCCCGCAGUGGAAGGGAUCGUGCAGCAGUUCUUGGCCGGCCUGUUUGCCAACAAUGGAAACCCCGGUGCUGCACCAGCUGCACUAUCCAACAUGCUACAGUUGCACUCAAACCCUGGAGAUUAUGCGUGGGGUCAGGGAGGCCUGGAUGCUGUCAUCACAGAGCUGUUAGGACAGUUGGAGAGCACAGGUCCGCCUCCUGCUGAAAAGGACAUGAUCUCAUCCCUGCCAACAGUUUGCAUCUCUCAAGAACAGACAGACUGCAGACUGGAGUGUCCAGUUUGUAGGGAGGAGUAUGCAUCAGGGGAAUCUGUCAGGAAGCUACCCUGCCUACAUUACUUCCACAGUGAAUGUAUAGUUCCUUGGCUGGAGCUGCACGAUACCUGCCCAGUGUGCCGAAAAAGCCUUGACGGAGUCGACAACAGCCUCCCGCCCACAUCAGAACCCCCAGAAGCCCACUCCAUCAGGACAGAACAACAGGAGAGGCAGGCGAUCUGAGGAACCUCCAAACAACUCUACCUCCUUCACUGUUUUCAAGAGACACGCUGCUCGCCUCAGCCCGCUCCCUCUUCACCGACUGCUUAUGAAUAAAAUACAUUACAUGCAUCACAGUCAUAA